This is a messenger RNA of Rhododendron vialii, 996 nucleotides long. Its product is annotated as FAD-linked sulfhydryl oxidase ERV1-like. Gene Ontology annotation, molecular function: flavin adenine dinucleotide binding; flavin-dependent sulfhydryl oxidase activity. The transcript is spliced from 6 exons. Gene Ontology annotation, cellular component: mitochondrion. Bases 200 to 796 code for a protein of 198 amino acids. NCBI's taxonomy places the organism in Eukaryota, Viridiplantae, Streptophyta, Magnoliopsida, Ericales, Ericaceae. The record is from RefSeq and is a predicted model, not a curated record.
AGGUUUCGUAACGAGUAAUAAGAAAAUUGCACGGUGCAACUGACUUUUGGAUUGAGAAAAUCUUUACGGUGUACAACAAAUUUCGUUGUUUUGGAGGAAAAUUGAACAAUAGUACAAUAGAAAAAGGAGUUUUAGAAGUUGAAGAAAGUUCAAGUAUUACUUCUUGAUUUCAUUUUCUGGCGCGCUUGGCUCUCACUCCAUGUCUGAGAAUCCAUUGCACGCUAUCUUUCAAGUCUUCGAAGGAAUAUCGCACUGCGUUCAAACCCAUUUGUCCCAACUAGGCGGCCUUGCAACUGAACAAUCACCCACAAACGGACGCCCCAUCUUUUCUCUCUCCUCACCCUUUAAAGCAAACCAAUUGAUCAGCGCCGACGCUACCCCAACAAUUGUCCCACCAAAAGAGAUCCCAAAUGAGGGAAAAUCUGCCACACCUGUAACAAAAGAAGAGCUUGGCAGGGCCACCUGGACUUUUCUACAUACUCUUGCUGCUCAGUAUCCAGAUAAUCCAACUAGACAGCAAAAGAAGGAUGUAAAACAACUGAUGGACAUAUUAUCUCGGAUGUACCCCUGCAAGGAAUGCGCAGAUCACUUUAAAGAAAUUCUGAGAGUAAAUCCUGUACAGGCUGGAUCUCAAGCUGAAUUUUCACAAUGGUUGUGCCAUGCACACAAUGUUGUUAACAGAAGUCUUGGUAAGGUGGUAUUCCCCUGUGAGCGAGUCGAUGCAAGGUGGGGGAAGUUGGAAUGUGAGCAGCGGGCAUGCGAUCUACAAGGAACUAGUACAACAAACUUCUGGUGACGAAAUGCAUUAGAAGUAUGAUGUUUGUAUUUCAAUUAGUGAUUUUGAUUACUAUUGUGCAUGGAAAAAUCUUAUGUCGGUAUCAUCAUCAUCAUCAUCAUAUUAGGAGGUAUAUGGGCCAUUGAUGCUCUGAUAUCGAUGACCCCACAGUGUUUUUUUUUUCCCUGCUAGUUAAAGUAAAUGUGUUUUCCUUCAUUCCA